This is a messenger RNA of Oppia nitens, 1337 nucleotides long. Its product is annotated as transcription factor IIIA-like. Gene Ontology annotation, molecular function: transcription coregulator activity. Lineage: Eukaryota; Metazoa; Arthropoda; Arachnida; Sarcoptiformes; Oppiidae. The record is from RefSeq and is a predicted model, not a curated record. Gene Ontology annotation, cellular component: nucleus. The transcript has a single exon. The coding region runs from base 66 to 1337 and encodes 423 amino acids. Gene Ontology annotation, biological process: regulation of transcription by RNA polymerase II.
UUUUUAGUAUUGAAUUGAAUGUGAAUUAUGUUUACAAUCAUUGAGUGAUUGUAUGAAUACAUUGAAUGAUGGCAUCAAUGGUUGUGACAAUUGAUGACAUUUUGGAUCAAUUAAUAAAUGAAAACAAACGACUUGUCAAUGAGUUAUUAUUUGCCAACAAAUUGAAGAUAUUUUUGAUGAAAUUGUUUGACAAAUAUGAAGAACAUAUCGAUGGAGAAGACAAACAUGAGUUCAAACAAUUACAAGAAGUUAUGGAUAAUGAAUUGGAAAUGAAGAACAAAGAAGAAUAUAGAGAUGACUCUCGUGUUGUGUAUAUUAAAAGUGAAGACAUUGUCGUCGAUAAAAUGAUUUCAACGAAACGCCAAUCUAUGAGUUGUUUAAGAAAACAAAACCCAAAAGACAUUACAAGAAAUAUUAAAUUAAGAAAAAGUCUUCGAAAAAAAGUGAUUAAAAAAUCGGAUGACUUGAAGACAACCGAUACCUAUAUUUGUCCUAAAAAUACAUGUCAGAAGUCUUUCGUACAUUUAUAUAGAUAUUUGGCGCACAAGAAGAUGUGUGAAGAGAAGAAAAUAAAAAAGAAAUAUUAUAGUAAUAAUUGUAAACAAUAUAAGUGUCAUUACGAUGGAUGCGAUAAAUCUUUUAAUAACAAAAAUAAUAUGCGAAAACACGAGAAGACAAUUCACGAGAAAGACAUCACAAAAUGGUUGAGCUGUGAGUACACUGACUGUCACUAUAAGUGUCGAAUCAAAAGUCAAAUGAAGAAUCAUAUUAAUGGCAAACAUUCAAAUGAUAGACCAUUUGUUUGUCCGAUAAUUGGUUGCAAUAAACGAUUUAAAUUACAACAAUAUUUACAAAGACAUUCACUUAUUCACACAGAUAUUGUAAUCAAGUGUGAGUUUGAUGGCUGUCCGCGACAAUUCAAAUAUAGAAGUUUAUUGAAUAUACAUUUGAGAGAACAUUUAAGUGAACCGACAUUCAACUGUCCAGUGAACGGGUGUACCGAAAAGUUUUGUACCCGAUCUCAGGUCGAAAAACAUCAAAGAUCUUUCCACAAAAAACGUAAAAUCAAAUAUAAAAAACGGUGUGAUUGGCCCGGAUGUGACUAUUUUGGUAUAAAUAUAAGUUUUCAUAAGAGAAUUCAUACGGGAGAGAAACCGCACGCAUGUGUUUGGCCACAAUGUGACAAACGGUUUGCCGAAAAACAUAGACUCACUCAACACAUGAAUAUUCAUAAUAAUGUUAAACCUUAUGCGUGUCGUUGGCCGGGAUGUGAGUACCGGUGCGCUCAUCAAUCAAAUAUUAACAAACAUAUAAAACAAGUGCACCAAAAAUCUUGA